AUGAAUCUUACAACUUUAACGCGGUGUUCUGGCUUCUUUCGCACACCCUGUAGAUUCGCAGCCGAAACAACCUCGACGGUAUGUCGAAGAUGUAGAAGCGGUCUGAGCACAGCAGAAACUCCUCGUGUGUGCAACCCUAUGAAAUGGCGUCAAACGCCAAACGUCAAUCCCAACGCGACGUCAAACCCUUCAGCUGUCUUCCUAUUCUAUGUCAAACUGCGCCGCAGCCUGGUGUGCCAUGCCCUCGCGAGCAUCAAUCCCGUUGUGGUGGUCAUUUGCUUGGGGCUGCCGGUGUUUUGUGGGAACAUGUGGAGCUUGGAGGGCUUAACGAAAAUGAGAUAUUGGAAGUUUGUGUUCACUCCGAACGAGGAUUCUUAG
Durusdinium trenchii is the source of this 378-nucleotide messenger RNA. NCBI's taxonomy places the organism in Eukaryota, Dinophyceae, Suessiales, Symbiodiniaceae. The record is from the annotation of a GenBank genome assembly.